GUGGCGGCUUCCACUUCCUGGCCCUCCCUACCUGUAGCGAAACCAACGAGAGGACACGGCCUGCAUCUAGAGCAGCCCGACCAGGAGCGUAACCGAGUGGCGCGCGAACGUGAGAGGAGAGCCGUGCGCGGCUGCGCUUUCCCGCCCCUGAGCGGUUCUAGACGCGGGAAAAAUGCUUUCUGAAAGCAGUUCAUUUUUGAAGGGUGUGGUGCUCGGAAGCAUUUUCUGUGCCUUGAUCACUAUGCUAGGACACGUUAGGAUUGGUCAUGGAAGUAAAAUGCACCACCAUGAGCAUCAUCACCUACAAGCUCCUAAUAAAGAAGAUAUCUUGAAAAUUUCAGAGGAUGAACGCAUGGAGCUCAGUAAGAGCUUUCGGGUAUACUGUAUCAUCCUUGUAAAACCCAAAGAUGUCGGUCUUUGGGCUGCGGUGAAGGAAACUUGGACCAAACACUGUGACAAAGCAGAGUUCUUCAGUUCUGAAAACGUUAAAGUGUUUGAGUCAAUUAACAUGGAAACAGAUGACAUGUGGUUAAUGAUGAGAAAAGCUUACAAAUACGCCUUUGAUAAAUAUAGAGACCAAUACAACUGGUUCUUCCUGGCACGCCCCACUACGUUUGCUAUUAUUGAAAACUUAAAAUAUUUUUUGUUAAAGAAGGAUCCAUCACAACCUUUCUAUCUAGGCCACACUGUAAAAUCGGGAGACCUUGAAUAUGUGAGUGUGGAAGGAGGAAUUGUCUUAAGUAUAGAAUCAAUGAAAAGACUUAACCACCUUCUCAGUAUCCCUGAAAAGUGUCCCGAGCAGGGAGGGAUGAUUUGGAAAAUAUCUGAAGAUAAGCAGCUAGCAGUCUGUCUGAAAUAUGCUGGAGUGUUUGCAGAAAAUGCAGAAGAUUCUGAAGGAAAAGAUGUAUUUAAUACCAAAUCUGUUGGGCUUUUUAUUAAAGAGGCAAUGGCCAAUCACCCCAACCUGGUAGUAGAAGGAUGUUGUUCAGAUAUGGCUGUUACUUUUAAUGGACUGACUCCUAAUCAGAUGCAUGUGAUGAUGUAUGGGGUAUACCGUCUUAGGGCAUUUGGGCAUAUUUUCAAUGAUGCAUUGGUUUUCUUACCGCCAAAUGGUUCUGAUAAUGACUGAGAAGUGAAACAAGCACAUAUAUGAUCACCGUAUAGGACAUGUAUUGUCAUUAUUUAUAGUAAUGGCUACAUGUACAACACCACGGUAUGUUUUUUUUCCUUUUUUAAAUUGGUGGAACUGGUUUAAUCACACAUUAAAAUUUAGUAGUACAUUUUAAAAUAGGGUGGGUUGUUUUCCUUAAAACACAUGAAAAUUUCAAAUGUGUUGGAAAGAAAUGUUUUAAGAAUAAUUUUGCAAAUAAAGGAUAUAUUUAUAAAUAUAUUUAUGUGAUAAAUUCUAAAUUAUGAAUAUUAAAAAUCUGUGUGGCACAUAUUUUGUUGGUUGGUUAAAAAUUUUAACGUCUUUAGCUUUCUAAGAUAUGCAAAUAAAAUCUCUAGUUGUGAAUUUGUGAUUAAAGUUAAA
This is a messenger RNA of Diceros bicornis minor, 1531 nucleotides long. It is a transcript of the gene C1GALT1C1, whose product is annotated as C1GALT1 specific chaperone 1. The transcript is spliced from 2 exons. Lineage: Eukaryota; Metazoa; Chordata; Mammalia; Perissodactyla; Rhinocerotidae. The coding region runs from base 173 to 1129 and encodes 318 amino acids. Gene Ontology annotation, molecular function: N-acetylgalactosaminide beta-1,3-galactosyltransferase activity. The record is from RefSeq and is a predicted model, not a curated record.